GGAGAAAGCCGCGAGGCCGAGGCCGCUCUGGCGCGGGAGCGAGCGAGUGCAGAGGCAUCGGUUGCCCUGGCAUAUGGUAGCGCGGGCGCGCGCUCAGGGAAAGGCAGGGAAGGUGGGAAGAGCGCGCCCCCCUUUCUACCCCCCCCCCACGCCCGCCCGCCAACCGGUAGCCCCGCCGCCAGAGGUGGAGGGCCUGGUUGCCAAGGGGAACGGGGAAGCAUCCCUCCUCCCCCGGCACCAGCAGCGUGGGAGCUGGACGUGGCUACAGGGUGAAUAUGCUGGUUCCUCCUUCAUUCACAAAGUCUACAUCCAUGGAUACAGACUUUCCCAAUAAAGCUUCUUGUGACAGAAGAAUGUGCUUCUACUGGAUUACAUGCUCUACAUGCUAUAAAGUUAAUAUUGUGCCCGGUGACCCUUUUCAGGCUCACUAGCCAUGCCAGGCAUUGUGGUGUUCCGUCGUCGCUGGUCUGUGGGAAGUGAUGAUCUUGUUUUGCCUGCCAUUUUUCUCUUUCUUCUUCAUACAACUUGGUUCAUCAUCCUUUCUGUGGUGCUCUUUGGACUGGCAUACAAUCCCAAUGAGACCUGCUCUCUCAAUCUGGUGGACCAUGGCAGAGGUUAUCUGGGUAUUUUGCUCAGCUGCAUGAUCGCUGAAGUUGCAAUCAUCUGGCUCAGCAUGCGUGGAAGCAUCUUGUACACAGAACCUCGGGAUUCCAUGCAAUAUGUGCUAUACGUCAGACUGGCAAUCUUGGUGAUUGAAUUUGUCUACGCUAUUGUGGGCAUUGUUUGGUUAACCCAGUACUACAGUUCCUGCAAUGAUGUUACUGCCAAGAGUGUUACUUUGGGAAUGGUCGUCUGCAACUGGGUGGUCAUUUUGAGUGUCUGCAUCACUGUCCUCUGCGUAUUUGACCCAACAGGACGGACUUUUGUUAAAUUGCGAGCCACAAAGAGGAGACAACGUAAUCUAAGAACAUAUAACCUGAGGCAUCGCUUGGAAGAAGGCCAGGCUAGCAGCUGGACUCGCCGUCUAAAAGUUUUUCUCUGCUGUACACGAACAAAAGAUUCACAAUCAGAUGCUUACUCUGAAAUUGCAUAUCUCUUUGCUGAAUUUUUCCGAGAUCUUGACAUAGUCCCAUCUGAUAUUAUAGCAGGCCUCGUUCUACUACGUCAACGACAAAGGGCAAAACGUAGUGCAGUGUUGGAUGAAGCAAACAAUGAUAUACUAGCUUUCUUGUCGGGAAUGCCAGUUACCAGGAACACAAAAUAUUUGGACCUGAAAAACUCACAAGAAAUGCUGCGAUAUAAAGAAGUAUGCUACUAUAUGCUCUUUGCUUUGGCUGCUUAUGGCUGGCCCAUGUAUUUGAUGAGGAAGCCUACCUGUGGACUCUGUCGCUUGGCCAGAUCCUGCUCUUGCUGUUGCCUCUGCACUACUCGGCCCCGUUAUGUACCUGGUGUCACCAUUGAGGAAGAUAACUGCUGUGGCUGCAAUGCUAUUGCAAUUCGACGCCAUUUCCUUGAUGAAAACAUGACUUCUGUGGACAUUGUGUACACUUCAUGUCAUGAUGCGGUUUAUGAAACCCCCUUCUACGUGGCUGUAGAUCAUGAAAAGAAGAAAGUAGUCAUUAGCAUUCGAGGAACUUUAUCACCAAAGGAUGCUUUGACUGAUUUGACUGGAGAUGCUGAGCGCCUCCCUGUGGAGGGACAUCACGGAACAUGGCUUGGACACAAGGGGAUGGUGCUAUCUGCUGAGUAUAUAAAAAAGAAACUGGAGCAGGAGAUGGUGUUGUCUCAGGCUUUUGGGCGUGAUUUAGGCAGAGGAACAAAACAUUAUGGCCUAAUUGUAGUUGGCCAUUCCUUAGGAGCGGGCACAGCAGCCAUUUUGUCCUUUCUACUACGUCCACAGUAUCCAUCUCUAAAGUGCUUUGCUUAUUCUCCACCAGGUGGGCUUUUAAGCGAGGAUGCUAUGGAGUACUCCAAAGAAUUUGUGACGGCAGUUGUGCUAGGCAAAGACCUUGUUCCCAGGAUUGGCCUCUCACAAUUGGAAGGAUUUCGCCGGCAACUUCUUGAUGUUUUGCAGAGAAGUAAUAAACCAAAGUGGAGAAUCAUAGUUGGUGCAACCAAAUGCAUACCCAAGUCUGAGCUCCCGGAAGAGCCUGAAGGGAACUCAGUAACCAGUAACCGCCUCUGGACUCAUCCUAGUGACUUAACAAUUGCCCUAUCAGCCAGCACACCUCUCUAUCCUCCUGGGCACAUCAUCCAUGUGGUUCAUAAUCAUCCUGUUGAACAUUGCUGCUGCUGUGAUCAGGAAGAACCUACAUACUUUGCCAUUUGGGGAGACAACAAGGCAUUUAAUGAAGUGAUAAUUUCUCCAGCAAUGCUACAUGAACAUCUGCCAUAUGUAGUAAUGGAGGGUCUUAACAAGGUCCUGGAAAAUUACAACAAGGGCAAAACAGCUUUGCUUUCUGCAGCCAAAGUGAUGGUGAGUCCUACAGAAGUGGACCUCAACCCGGAAUUAAUCUUCCUGAGUCAACCCCUGCCUAGUAGACCUUCUAUACAGAUUGGAAUUGGAGACAUAACAGUGGACAGAAGGAACAGCAGUACUAAGAAUAAGGCUCACUCUGAAAUCAGUUUGGAAGGGUUUUAUGAAACCAAGCUGCUGUCACCAGUGCAGAAGGAUCCUGUGGAGAUCCUGCUACUAGAUACUAAGGAACGCCUGUCUGUAGAACUGCAGGACCGGCGUGCUCCUCUUGCUACAAUGGAGAGCCUAUCUGAUAAUGAAUCCAUCUAUAGCUUUGAUUCAAGGCGUUCCUCUGGUUUCCGUAGCAUCCGUGGCUCACCAAGUCUCCAUGCAGUCAUGGAAAAAGAUGAAACUCAUUGUUUUUAUAUUGAUCCAGCAAUUCCUGAGGAGAACCCCUCUCUUAGCUCACGGACAGAACUGCUUGCUGCUGACAGCCUCUCCAAACACUCCCAGGAGACUCAACCUCCUGAGGGCCUGCAGAACAGUGGAGACACCACUCCUCAGCGGCGAUGCAGCGAUGAAGGUGCUGGUAGUGAUAUCGAUCAUAUCUCCUUUACUCCAGAAGAAAUGACUCUCCAAAAUGGGAGGCUAAGUGAUGCCCCCAGCCCACAAGUGUUGGAGUUUGCAGAGUUUAUAGAUAGUCUCUUUAACCUGGACAGCAAAAGCAGUUCCUUUCAGGACAUUUACUGCAUGAUGGUAUCGGACAGCACCAGUGACUUUGCGGAGAUUCCCAAGUCAGUCAGUGACCAGGAGAUCUUGCUAAGAGCACAGUAUGAACCCAACUUAGUUCCAAAGCCCCCCAGGUUAUUUGCAGGCUCAACAGAUCCUUCCUCAGGCAUAUCUGUUUCCCCUUCUUUCCCUCUGAGUUCUUCUGGAGAGCUUAUGGACCUCACUCCUACAGGCAUGAGUAGCCAGGAAUGCCUCACCACUAACAAAAUCCGGACUUCCACUCCCACUGGAAAUAUGUCCAGUCCUGCCAAACAAGAAGACCUUGUGAUCUCAGCCCUCUAAUAUAGGAGAGAAGGUGCAGAAUACCUAAUCCUAUAAUAGUGAAUCUUGGCACAGCACUUGGAGGAGCUGGUCUCUUGGCAAGUGAGAAUGGGUGACAAUGCAUGGGGAAGUAUAGUUUCCUUUCCUGGGUGCUACACUAAUGGCACUACAAAGGAUUUCAGCAUGAAGGAUGCCACAUCAUGGGUCAUGUUCUUUAGUUAGGGAGAAAAUCACUGCCUAAUGCAGCUUGCUGCUUUUCAGGGUCUCGUUCACUGAAGUUAGAUGAUUGGUUUCCCUACCUCAGCAUAUUUCUUUAACAAGAAGGCAGACUCAUUGCCUUUCCUGCUGAAAUCGUACUGUCCAUGGGCUAGAUGAUUAGAGUAACUGAGAUCUGAUAAUGCUCAAUUGUCAUGUCAAAAUCAAGGAAAUUGUGACAUUGGGCUUUAUUGCACUAGUGUGUCAUGUUUGAUCCAAGUACCUGUUUAUUGUUGUCAUCAUUAUUUUUUUAUGACAUGCUCUCCUGUUUUAUAGCCAUUGACUGUGUUCCAGAGGAAUGCAGCCUCCCGCUCUAAAUCCUAACUGGGUGCAGUGAGAAUUGGGAUGGGGCAACCUGUGCUCCUCCGAUUAGCUCUGUGUUCAGUGAUAUCUGCUCUUCUUCUAAGAAGAAAGAAAAUAUGUGUGUUGGAGAGUUGAAGGCCAUUUCCAUCUUUCAUCACCCACUGGAGGGGUGAACAGUCUCUUGGGUCUCACAUUGUUGCACAGCUCCCCAAACCACUAUGAAAUAGAGACAAUCUUGCUCUCUAGUAUAAUUGUCAUCUUUAUUUGCAUGGAUUGGUUGGUCUAAACUAGCUUUUGUUCUUCAAGAAGCUUGCCUAUGCCCUGCAUUAUUCCCCAAGUCCUUGAGUAUGGAACUAUUUUGUUCCCAUUUAUAAUUGCAGUAUAAUAUGGUCUGUCUCUGAAUUCAGGAAAAAGGGGGACUUUUACUGCACAUUGAAAUCUCAUGUAUGUUUACAGACUACUAAACACUGGGGAAGUAAUUGGGAAAUGUCUACUUUUGUGGGGAAAAUGUGCUUUCUGCCCUUUCAAUUUCUCUAUUGGCAUGGGGCCCAACUCAGCCAUGGAAAAAGUAAGAAGAAUUGCUGUUACUUAUCCUUACUAGAAAGUAAGUCUUACUAGAAAGUGAGACUGGAAUGUUGCAUUAACCCUCUGUGUAUGCAUCUUACACCCAACUGAAUAUUAUGGGCUUAAGAAUAUGAGGUAACUACACAACAGCAGCUCCUGAAAUCGCAUCUCAGCUAUUAAUCCUGCAGUUUGGUGCUCACAAUUAAGUUCAUAACAACAGGGUGACACUGUGUAAAAUUGCAGGGAUUUUCCAAUGGUGAAAUUGUGGAUGAAAUAGCAUUUACGUUGAAGUUAAAUAUAUUUGAUCUACAUACAUACAAUGAUCUUGUAUUGUACUAAAACAUAACUGAAUAUGACAAUGCCACACCAAAUUCUUACCUUCAGACUAGUUCAAUAUACUGUGUCUGGGUUCUACAAAGUAUACUAGACUCAUCUCACAGAUCAUGAAGUAUGUCCUUAGUAAAUCCCUUAAAUUUGCAGCUGUAAGCCUCCGAGUAGGCUGUUAAAAUAAAGUGGUUUUGAGGAAUUUUUUAAGCUCCCAUGAAUGAUUAGUAUGCUAUGUUAUGCUUAGAAGUUGUCCAUGAAGAAGAUUGAGAAGAACUGUACACUUUGUGUACAGAUAAUGUAAUCCUGCAUAUCUACUUGUAAACAGUCUCAGUGGACUCAGUGAGACUUUUUUCACAGGUAAGUGUGCUUAGAAUUGCAGUCUUACAUCUAGGAGACUGUCUACAUUCAAGUUGUUGCCUUCUAUACUUUAACACUGCAUUUAUUUGAAAUAAAUGCAAUUUACUUGAAAUAGGUCUGCAGUAAACUCAUGUGAGUUCCAUUUGAGAAAAUGCAUUAAAUUGGGCUGCAAAAUUUGGUUAUAAAAUAGUAUACUUACAUUGCAUUAAUGUAACUGAUUUUACAAUAUGAAGGAUACUGUUGAAACUGGAGCCCUUGGGAUGUAUUUGCCCUUAAAUGAGACAGGUUAACCCUAUUUUAAAGUAAUUAUGCUUUGGAAUUAUAAAUUUCUACACUUAAAAUAAUGUUAAUUUAAUGAUUUAGGGUUAUUCCAGUUUUAUGGCUUUGCUUUCAAAUGUUCCUCUUUUUCCAAGAAUACUUGCAUCAGUCAAGAACAAUUCUGCCCAUCUUCAAGAAAAAACCCCUCUUUUGUACAUAGUUCAACACAACAGUAGUUGUUGUCACUCAUUUAGAUUACCAUAAAUAUGUGCUACCCUAGGCCUGGGCUAACAAAAUGUUCUGCACUAAAGAAAUAAUAAGUAGAACAAUAAAAAAAUAUAAAAUAAAAUAAAUAAUAAAUACGUAGAAAUAAUAUUGAGCUAUUAAAGAUAAAUUCAUAUUUUCAAACAUUCAGGUAUUCUUGUAAUGAAAACACAUAACAAAGACUUCAAUGAAAUUUGGAAAAGAAGAGAUAUUGGUAAAUUUAAGGUGCAGGUCCUUAUAAUGAAUUAGACAUUCCAGAUUGAGUGGUUUAAGGAUCUGAGAAAAACAAUCUAAACUGGGUGGUUUAAUUCAGUUGAUCACAUAAAAGCAAUGUUUUGUAAAUUGAACCAUAUUCAGUUAUUAUGUUAUGGCUAUGAUGUCUGAUUUGCAAAAUCCAGAGUUAAAUGUUUAUGUUUUUGCUAAUAUCCAAUGGUUAUCUAAUAAUAGCCCUAAUUAAUACUUAGAUAAUUCUUUAAACAUCAAAGCACUUUACAAAUUAAAUAAUCUUCCCAUGCUAGGUCAUGAGAAGAUCAGAUGGGGUGGUGGUUAUGCUUAUAAUUGAAAGAAGCGUAUAUGAUGUAUUAUUUGAGGUAAUGUUAAAAAUAUACUGAGGUUACACCACAUAAGCUUCUUACUUAAAAGAAUUGUUUUAGAUUUAGAGAGUACUGAAAACAAUCAGGUAGCUGAUGCAACUUUGCUUGAAGAAGAAUUUAAUUUGUUUUCCUGGUGGUAGAUUAAACUAUUGCACUACAAUGUCACGUCUGACCUGAAAGCGAUUUUAUUGUCAUUUCUUAGAGGUUGUUUUUUUUUUAAAGUUGUUUGAUGGUGUCCUUAAGAUUUUUCUUGCUUACUUUCUUGCCCCCAGCAGGAAUAAUUUAUCUUGAGUCCCAGUUUAUCCAUAGAAUUUGGGGGUUUUUGUUUAAAAAGGAAAAACACAUUGUGGUGACUCAUAUUCUUCAACUAAUCUUGAAUGAUUAUAGUAAAAUGGGAAUUGACUGGGAACAUUUAGUUGUGUCAGUUUACAAUAUUCCAUUUGCCUCUUAUAUUCUUACUUAUCAUAUUCUUUUAGCAUUAGUUGACUAUUCUAAUAUAAAUCUAAGUGGUAUAUAAACAUAUCCAACAGUAUUAAUAUUCGUUUCAACUGGAAAUGAUCUACAACUGGCAUAAAUUCAGUGGCCUAUUGAUUUUCAUGCCUAAAUGUGGUACUACCUCUUUCAUUCCUAGAAAAUGCUACUGUUCACAUGUAUGCUCCCUCUACCUUGCUGAAUUGGUUUUCAUCAGUUUUUCCCCCUAGGUCUGAAAAGUGCCACUGGUUAUAAUCUAUUAUUGUUCUAUAUUAAUAGUUAAUAGAUCUUGAAUGGAAAUUAUACCACUCGGAUGAAUGUUUGAAGCAGAGUUGGCCACCUGAUUUACACUAGCAAGUUGGAUUUGUGCACUUUAACAAGUAUUAAAUGCAAAUGUUCCUUAAAUAUGCUGAUGCUGCUUUGCCAAAGAUGCCCUCAUAAUCUUUCAGCUGACAUGUUAUAAAUUAGCACAGCUAGGCAAUCUGGAUCUUUUGCUCAGCAGUGUGGAUUAGGAUUAUGCCUAAUGGAUAAAGAUUAAAAAAAAAAAAGAUACAAAGUAAAUGGGGGCUCCAAACUGUCAGUUUCUGAGUGUGGCUAAAGAAUAUAUGUGACAUGUUUUAUCAAUAGGUUUUUAUUGUGUUUAAAUAUAAGUGUAUAAUAAAAAAAAUUACAAUAAAAUGUAUAUGAUUGAGUAACCAUCAUCAAGCAUAAUCAGAAACAGGUAUAUAAACUUGCAUUUUGUUUAAUUAAUUGCACAGUUUAAAAUAAUUUACUGCUGUUCAGAUGAAUUAGUGGAAGGUUGUUUCCAUUAUAAUUAACUGAAAGAGGGUGUUCUUAAAUUUUACCCAGAUUCAAUAGUGUUAAUGUUAGUUCUUCUGAACAUGUUUGUUCCAAACAUAAAUCAUAUUAUUGAAAGAUUUGUGCCAAAUGUGGAGAAUGGAAACAUUUUAUGGUAAUUCAUGUGGCUUUAAAUAUACAUUGAUCUUUCCAUAAUUUUGUUCCUUUUCAAUAAUCUGCAGUUUUCAUUUCCCUUUCUAUAAUUUUUCAAACAUGUUGAUUAUAAUUAUAUUUUAUCAACAUUCCCCCUGUAUGCUUGAUGCCAAAUACUCACUUUCUUUACCAUUGUUUCAUCUUAGUGCUGGAGUCAUCUUAUUGUUUCAAAAAACAUGUUUUCUUAGUUAUCAAGCUUUCCCACAUUUUAAAAUUCAAAACUAUCUAUAGGAGUGCUAUUGUUCCAAGUAUUCAAAUUACCAUAUUCAAAUUACACUUCUUCCAAAUAGCACAUCCUUUGUUCUUCAGAUUGCCCUGGGAAAUACAAUUACACAAGUGUUACUGAAUAAUGCCUUUGAUGAGCACAUAAUUUCUCCUUCAUGUAGUUUGAAAACCUCUGGGUCUUUUUUGUGCAAUUAAUUACCAUUUCUCCUACUAUGCAAUUGUAAGUUUGUAGUAUCAAAGAUCAGCUUUAAAAAACAUACAUCUGAGGAAUGGCUAUAUGCUACAAUCUUGCUUUGCCCUACAGUUUCAAGAAACCUGACGUAUUGUCUCUAGUUCAAAACUAGCAUUCAAAAAGACUUCUCACUUAAUAGGAAAAGUGAUGGAUGGCAGCUAAAAAGUCCAUCCUUAAUAUUUGGGGUGGGGGUUAUUACUGUGUAAUGUGUAUUGCUAAAGAUACAAUUGUACAUAAGGAUUCUUAUGAAACAAUCUUACACUUCCAUAGUCUAUCCUGCCCAGGAUUGGCUGUUCUGACCAUGUUUUUCCAGUGUCUCAGGCGGGGUUUUUUGAACUUGUAAAGAUUGAAUCAGGGAUUUUAUGGAGACAGAUUAUGUAUUCUACCAUUGAUUUAUGGCUUUAACAAUAACAAUACUAGCAAAAUAGUCCUUAAUUAAAGGUUGCUCUAUGAAGUUUUAAAUUUAAACUGAAAAAUAUUCAAAUGAUUUCACCAUAAAACAUCCAUCUAGUGUUCCAUAAAUUUUAAUUUAUUAUAUUUAAAUCAUAUUUUAUAUUCAAUCCUCAAACCUAGGGCCUAUUAAAACCUAGACACAUGUGUAACAGAAAUAUGCAGGUUUUUUACACAAUCUAUCUUGAUGUCCUUUGUUUCAGAAUUGUAAUUAUUUUUUCUAUAGCACCUAGUAUUGAUGUUGCUACAGUAAAUGACAUUGAAAUAUUGAAAUCUCUGCCAUGUGCUUGUUCUCUCAAAAUGUACAAAUUAAUAUAUCUUAUUGAGCAUAGUAUAUUCUGUUCUGAUAAAUGUUACCUUUAAACGUUAUUUGUAUACUCAGAUAAUUCAGAUUAUGUGGUCCAGAAGGCACAUUGUUAUGAAACCACCAUUCAGUUGGAAAAAUUUGCACAUGUGCAUGUGCACGCACCCCAUUAGAGACCUAGCCCCAAAUGCUUUCACAUCAAAGUGGUUGCCAAACUUUAAGAAAUUGAAAGGCAGAAGUGGAAGAAAUUAGGGUAGGAUGUGUACAUAGUUUCUGAGAUUAGAAACUUCUAGAGAAAUGAAAAUAAAGCAUUUCAUUUGAUUUCCUCUCUAAUGAGAGAAUAGACAAAAGAUCAUUUUCCAUCCAAGGCAAUAAUAGCAUUGAAUCACUGUAUCCAAAUCUGAACCCUAUUAUAAAAAUGUAGUGGUUUAAAACUGGAGGCCGACCUUGCCCACUGAGACACAACCAUACAAGGCACCUUUCUGUGUUAAAAUCUUUACCUAGCUUCCUCAAUUUUACAAUCCUUUUAACCAGGGGAUUUAAUUCCUGGGUCAGUUAGCACCUUUUAGAACAUACUGUGUAGGACAUUCAAGCACAUAGUAAGUAAUAAAUUAUUACCACAAGAUAUUUCAAAGCUAAUAUUGAACAGUAAAUAAAACAGGCAUGCUGCUAAAUUUAUCCCAGAUUAUCUCCUUAACUCAGCUAACAUUAAAAUAAUUUUUAGAUAUCUCAGUUCAGUUUCUCUAAUUUGCUUUGCUGCAGGCCACCCUGGCAUCAGAAAUUUAAUUUUAUGUUUAUGGUAAUCCGAUGUUAUAUUUAAGACACACUUCCCCUUUUUAUUGUUUGUUUUUUUUUAAACAAAUUUGUCAUCUAUUCUGGGUAUUUUACAUCAUAGACAACAAUUCUAUUAUUUUUCCUUUUUGAACUUUAUAUAAAAUUUCUUCUUCUUUCUCCUUUUCCUUCCUUCUCUCAGUUUUUUGGCCAAGUAGAAACUGAAUGACAAAGCAGUAGUUUGUUUUCUGUUUCUCACUGCUUAAAUUCUAGAAUUGGAUUGCUAACCUGACGCUAAAUUUGCUUCUUCCCUUAAAUGCUCAGCUCUAAAAUAAUAAUGAUUUUAUCAAUGCAAGAAAAACAAAAAAAAUUCUCAAUAAGCGCUUAGACUUCAGUGUAUUCAUUAUUUUUAUUUUUCUGAAUUCAUCAGCUAUGCAAACUUCCAUAUAUUUAUUUUAGAAUGUUGGUGUCUUAGUACUUAAUAUGUACCAUAAUUACUGUUUUGUUCUUUUUCUUUGGUCAUAUGCUUUUGCCUCUUUUUAAGGCCAUGUAAGGAUAGGGAACAUGUUCAAUAGUGAUAUAAAUUCUUUUAAGAAAAAUAAGAAGAAAAAUUUAUAAUAAUGUAAUAAGAAUUAAGAAUGCUAAAGCCUUGCAUCUCACAUUUUCCUAUUUAAAGCCACUUAUUUCUUCAAUUCUAGAAAAUGCACUAUUAUUUGUAGACUUUUUCACUGCUUCUAGUUAAUCCUUGCAGUUUUAUGUUAGUUUUAUUUAUUUAACUACAUUUGUAUUCUGUAGUGCUCCCCCUUUCCAUUGCUAACUUCAAAUGAUAAAGCACAUAUCUGACAAGAACAGUAGCAUUCAAACCAGUAGUAGUAGUAAUAGUAGUAGUAGUAGUAGUAGUAGUAGUAGUAGAUGAUGAUAUAAAAUAAUCUUAUAUAAAUAAGCAUUAAAUGCCAAUCCCAUGCAACAGUCUUAUUCUUAAAAAAAAAUCUGUUAUAUAAAUGCACUAGCAGGUCUUGGCUGCUAGUACAUUUAUAUUCUUUCUAUCCCCAACACUUCCAUCUUUCUGUUAAGUUGCAAAAUACAUUGCAACCAAAAUUAUGCUGCCUCUAUUUGUCAGUCUUUAUUUAUAAUUUAUUGUUUUCUUCAUCUAUGAACUUCAGGCAAGUAACCAAGCCACCCAAUAGCCCACCACUUCACAGGCAGAACACAUCAUAUGUGACAGUAACUGAAAAUACAAUCAUGAUGCCUAGAAAUGAGCUGCUUUUUAAUAGCAUUGGAUAUGUGAAAUUAAUAUUGGUUGAAUUAGUUAACUGCACCUAAAUUUGAACUGCUUGAAAACAAGAUUACCACUAGAUGAGAACAAAGAUUUACCCAGUUUCUGAAUCUUUGCUGCUAUCUAAUGAUCAUUCAAAGUUUUGCAGUCCAUUCGACCUAAUUUGAACUUUGACUGAAAUAAAUUUUGUAGAAAAGUCAGAGAAGUACUAGUCUUCUUUAUAUCUCAGAUGGUCUAGUUUUUUCAGCACCAUUAUAUACAAAUGAAAAUCUACUUAUUUUAAGCUCAUUGUGAAGUAGUCUUUAAAUUUGUAUAUUGUUGUGGCCAUUGUAAACCUUAUCUCUUAUUGGUAAGUAAUUUAAUUACCAUUAAUUAAUUUAUUGUGGCUUACAUAUUGUGUUUUCUGUGAAAAUACUUUAUUUCUGUAAAAUAACUUUUGAGGUUCCACAAAGAACAUUGAUUAAUUGGCUGUUUGGUUAAAACAGUUUCAUGGUUCUAUGAAAAUUAUUUCAUUAUGGGUAAACCCUAGCUGUUUAAAGAGGCACAUUGUGGCAAGAGCAAUGCAUGGUAAUAUUAUGCAUCAUAGAAACCUGGUUAUAUAGCUCUUUAACAUCAAAUAUAACAUGGAAAUCAUUAAUUUCCAUUUGUAUGAACAUGAAAAGUUCUUCUGCUGUGACUUCCCAUUGAAGCUUCCAGUUCACACAGAUAAAUUUAUAAAAACAUACAUAGUCUAAUGGUACAUUAUUGGAAAACUAUACAGUUGGAUUUUGUAUAUAUAAUAACAGUACAGUUGGAAUAUUCUGUUUCAAAUUCAUUGCUGAACAGAAUGUAUGUUUUCUUCAUUUUUUGAUAACACCAUCUCCAUAGAAACAAAAUUUCUGCUGUUUAUACCUUUCAGGAAGAAAAAAAGGCGUUUUUACUCACCACUUUAAAAUUUGGGAUACCCCUUUGUCAGCUGAAAUCCUUUCCUUGUAAUCUUCCUUGAUUUCAUAUGUAAUCUGCUAUUUAGUAAUACUGAAUUGCCAUAACAUGAACAUCCAGAUAUUAAAAGCUUUAGCAACGCUGACAAAAUGAAUGAUAAUUCCCUUCGCCAUUAUAUCAAAGCUGUCCAUGGAGUAGCAUGGUGGAGAUUUAGCUUGGACCAAAAAUAUAUCCUUCACCCUUUUGUAUGCCAAGGAUGAAUUUCUGGCAUACUGGGUGAAACCUCUCAAGGUCAAGAAAGAGCUCCCCUGAGAUUAAGGCACUGACAGUUGACCUGAUUCAUUUUUAUUAUUUGUAUGUGUUAUUUUUUUAUCAAGCAUUAAGAAAUAUUAUUCUAAUCUACAAAAAAGAUAGGCAGUAAUAUAUAAGGAACAGUAAUGUUUAAAAAUAAAAAAAACCUAGCAGACACAAUAGAUAAAAUAUUGAUGGUGAAGGUAUUUUUUGCUUAAUAUAAACAUUUUGGAAAAUAAGGUAGACAGAAAUGUAGACGGUGCUGAAAAUAUGGCAGUGCAGGAUCUUAGGGACUACUCCUAGAGCAUCAUCUGCUUUGUUUUUUAAAUGGGGUACUCAGAUUUAAGUCUCUGAGGAAAUUUAAACUAUUUAGGAUUUAAGAUUAUGAAAUGGACUGCCAAAGUAUUACACAAUACGAUCAUGGCCAACUCACAGGUUAAUCUGACACUGGCCUCUUUCUUUUUCUUCAAACAUUGCUCGAAUAUUCAUAUAUCUUAGGAAAGACUUCUAUGGCAAGCCUCUGAAGUUCUUCAUGAAAGAUUAUAAUAAGAAUGGGCAAGGAAUAAACUAGAAUAUAAAGAAUAAGAUAGAAUAUAAAUAGACAUAAAAUUACUGUCUUGGACCCUAGUGUCCUACUUGAUGCCAAUUUCUUCUUUAACUCUUGCCAAGUGUCAUUUUUGAUAUAUUUUGUUCUUACAUGUAUUUCUCUGCAUAAGGAAGCAACCCAGGGAGUAUGUCACAAUAAUAGUUGUGUAAUUUCAGGGGUGGGGGGGAAGCAUUGAGUUCCAUAGCUAUAAGCAGGACAGUCUUAGGUUAAAUCCAACUAUCAUUGGGGAAAUUACUACCUUGUUUAUAUGCUAUUUUCUCUAUUUCCCCCCCUUGGUCCAUACUACUAUUUUUACGUGCCUUGGAUUGCUGAUUUGACAUACUAAAACAUGGUUUUGAUUAGCUUAUAUCUGUAUACUGUCACAUUGUUUUUCUUCUAAUUUUCAGGAGAAUUGCUUUUGCAGACAUCUUCAUCCUUCAUGCCACUAUACUUGGUUAAAUACCCAAAGUGUCUUCUCCUUUCUCAGGUUUCCUCAUCAGAAGCAGGUUUUUGCCAAUACCUAGGAUAUACAACAAAAGGGUCAACUAUUGUGUUUAUCUUGUUGGCCCUUUUGAUUAUGAGGCAUACCUGAAAACAUGUAGAAAUGAGUGUGAGCCCACUCCAUCACUUUCAAAUUCUAAUCUAACUGAUUAAAAGUUUUUUAUGAAAAGAGUUCAUUCAUGUAAAACUUCAUUUGACUUCAUUUAUGUAAAAGUGGCAUCUGGCUUGAUAUUCCUUUUCAAAAUCAACUCUGCAUUUUAAAUUCUUAAGCUUUUCUUCUUAUUUGAUACCUGUGCGUUUCAAUUAUUUAUUAUCCAUAAGAAAGCUCUUAAGAUUUUAAACUUUUUUGCUGCCAAGGAUCUCAGUCCAUCUUCCAUGCCUAAAGAAAAUGUUGUUGAAUAUAUGCUAGCAGAAGUGAUUUUGGAAGAAAAGUAACAUGCAGACAGCAAACUUUCUUAUUUAUCAGAAUUCAGGACUCAUUUAAUGUGCAUGGGAGGUUAAGGGAGUCCCAGAUGUUCAGAAACUUGACUUCCUGCUAAAAUGAUUUCUGUUGGAGAGACAUGUCCCAGUCCCACGUAUCAAACUAGCAUUCAGGCUGUCUGAUUCAUAUACAAACACAUUGUCAAUCAUAUGCUGUCCCACUCCAUGCCAUUCAAAUAUACAGUACUAUCAUACAAAAGGUGGCAUUUACAACGUUGUUAUUCAUAUCAACAGAACUGUUCACUGGCAGGUAUCAGCUUACAGACAGAUACUUUACUUGAGAUUGAUGCAAUAAUAUCCAAUACUUAAUUUUCAAGCUGUUUUAAUACUUGAUUUUCAACAAUCAUUUUAAAGUAAGUAGCUGAUAUCUCAAUUCUGUCAGCUUGCUUGAUGGAACUAUUCACCAUCAAUCACAUGCUGAUGAGCAGUUCUUUUCAUGUAUUUUUCCCCAGUGCUGGGCAUGACAGGAGGAAAGGUGCUUUGCCAUCCUUCCAGUCAAUUUAAAUUUAUGAUGAUACAUUUGUAAUGCUAAUUGCCAGACAACCUCCAGAAUCUGGUACAAGGGACAGAAACCCAGGUAGUGUUCUUUUUAUGCCUGAAUAUGUUCAUUUCCUAUUGUGUGGGUGAAAGAAAUUAAUAUGGAAUUAGUGUUGUGGAAGACUGUUUUGAGUAUGGAAUUUUAUACUUACUUGUAUGAGGAGCAUUACCAAAUGUCUUGCUAACCUGUAAAAUUUCUGUACAAAUAAUUACUUUUCUUGCCUUUCCUUCAAAAACAAUCAUACAAUUUUCUGUGUAUGGCAGCCCUGCUUGUACCCUUCAUUCAUUGAUCUUAUCUUGUGCUGGGGCAUGUUGGAGCCAGGCAUUUAUCAGUGGACUCCUGCUUCUUGAGCAUUUAAUCAGAUUCGUCUUCC
Molecule: messenger RNA, 14835 nt
Organism: Thamnophis elegans (Western terrestrial garter snake)
Lineage: Eukaryota; Metazoa; Chordata; Lepidosauria; Squamata; Natricidae
Gene: DAGLA
Product: diacylglycerol lipase alpha
Exons: 21
Coding region: 434-3526 (1030 amino acids)
Biological process (GO): lipid metabolic process
Cellular component (GO): postsynaptic membrane; dendrite membrane
Source: RefSeq, a predicted model, not a curated record